Messenger RNA from Parastagonospora nodorum SN15, 684 nucleotides. RefSeq lists its product as hypothetical. NCBI's taxonomy places the organism in Eukaryota, Fungi, Ascomycota, Dothideomycetes, Pleosporales, Phaeosphaeriaceae. The transcript has 2 exons. The coding region runs from base 1 to 684 and encodes 227 amino acids. The record is from RefSeq and is a predicted model, not a curated record.
AUGGAGUUGCUUACAUCUCCAUCAGCGCCAACGAGUACACAAAGCCGGAACCAAUACGCACAAGCCGCAAGAGAUAUGGCAAUACACCAAGAGGGUCUUGAUAAGAUUUUUGGGAGUGUGCAAGACCAAUACUUCCAUACGAAGAUGCCCGACCCAUACUUCUAUACGACAGUGCCCGACCCAAACUUAGCCCAAUUUAUGCCCGGGAAGUUGGUCGACACUCCGCAGUGGGAGAUGCACGUGUGUUCUGAAGAAUGCAUGCCUCUGUACCAUGAAGGCCUUGAGGAAUCUUUCGAGAGCCUGUACCGCAGGUUACCUAACGUGGAAGGUUUCCGUCGCGCCUCAUCUUUGGAGCGCGAUACUGGAGCGGUCAGCAACGAGAUGGGACAUACGAAUUCGGCAUGCGUUAGCAACUUCACACUGCACGAUGAGGAGAGAGAGUACCUACAAGGAGAGAGUAAUUACCCACAGGAUCGGUCAGAAUAUCCUUCAUCUAUUGACUGUGUUCAACCUAGCGACAAUGGUGGAUAUGUGCCAGACACGGUCUCAAAAUACAUUUCCCGGAGCGCACGUGUGACUCCAGCCAAAGGCUCCUUCGGGAUUAUAACCAACUCGGAGACUGUUGGUAUCCUCUGGACUCGAUCAACCGCGAUUCGUUCUGGUGUUGCAGGUUCUGCGCUGUGA